Messenger RNA from Callorhinchus milii (elephant shark), 809 nucleotides. It is a transcript of the gene nxnl1, whose product is annotated as nucleoredoxin like 1. The record is from RefSeq and is a predicted model, not a curated record. NCBI's taxonomy places the organism in Eukaryota, Metazoa, Chordata, Chondrichthyes, Chimaeriformes, Callorhinchidae. Bases 172 to 777 code for a protein of 201 amino acids. The transcript is spliced from 2 exons. Gene Ontology annotation, cellular component: mitochondrion. Gene Ontology annotation, biological process: photoreceptor cell maintenance.
CGACUUGAUAAGGCGGUGCAUUCAUGCCAGGAGUAUUAUUGUUGACCAAAUGGAGUUUGGCCUGACCUGGAGAACCUCAUUAGCAGGAGAUUUGCUGAGUUUAAUGCACGUUAAUCCGCACUGAGCAGAUCUGAUUUAUUCAGAGAAGCAGCACAGGGAAAGGCAGCCGUCAUGGUCGACGUCUUUGCUGAUCGGACGUUGAUACAGAACAACAGGGACCGAGAUGAGUUGGACACAGAGCAGCAGGUUGUCCGCAAACUGCGGAACAAGGUGCUGCUCCUGUACUUUGGCUCCGGCUCAUGCCCAAAGUGCCAGUGCUUCUCUCUGCUGCUGAAGGAUUUCACCACUCGCCUCCUGGAUGAGUAUUAUGUGGAACGGGCCGCCCAGCUGGCCCUGCUGUACGUCUCACAGGACCAGACGGAGGAGCAGGAGAGGAAAUUCCUGAAGACGAUGCCCUGGAGAUGGCUGACGCUGCCCUUCACAGACAGCUUCAAAAGUGAGCUGCUGAGCAGAUACGCCAUCACAGAGUCUCCCACUGUGAUUGUUGUGAGGCCGGACGGGGAGGUGAUCACGAGGGAGGGGGUGGCGGAGAUCACCACCAGGGGAGUCGAUUGUUUUACAAACUGGUGGAGAGCGUCGGAUAUCAUCGACAGGAACUUCCUACUGCCCGAAGACUUUGAGCCGUUGACCUUGAAGAGUCUGACCCACGGCAUCAGGAAACUGAAAUACAAGAUUGAAAAGAGGAAUGAAGACGAGGGGGAUUCUGAUCAGGAGUGAAGUAACAACCGUACCCGACACGGGGUCCUGUA